GGAGAGAGGGAGAGAGAGUUGCAUGAAGGAAAAGUGGAAAACAAUAAUAAAGCUUUAAAUGCAAGGUGGUUGAAUCAGGUUGAUAUAGUAGUCUCUUUCCAAUAUUUCUCUUUUCUCUUAGGGACUAAGCAUACCCUUCUCCUCCUUUAUUAUUUAUAUUAGUCCUUUUGAGCAAAUCUUUAAGACAAAGGCAAAGAGAAGACAGCUUGAGAUGUGUAAAAGCUUUAUUUUUGUACAAAUCCUGAUGACCCGGACAAUGGAUUUUAUUUCCCACCCAUCUGUCUUAGCCUCCUCUUCGUCGUCUCUGUUUGUGAAUUUCUGUGAAAGAGUUAGAGAAGCCUUCCAUUUCGCGGUGUCUGCGGUUAUUGGGAACAUCUUCUCUGCGAUCUUCACCUUCUUCUUUGCAUUAGUGGGCACCUUGUUAGGAGCCAUGACAGGAGCUUUAAUAGGCCAAGAGACCGAAAGCGGCUUUGUUAGAGGGGCUGCCGUUGGAGCGAUAUCUGGAGCUGUUUUCUCCAUUGAAGUCUUUGAAUCCUCUCUUGUUCUUUGGCAAUCAGAUGAAUCCGGCAUUGGGUGUCUCCUCUACUUGAUUGAUGUCAUUGCAAGCCUUCUAAGCGGGAGACUUGUCCGCGAGCGGAUCGGUCCAGCCAUGUUAAGUGCAGUGCAAAGUCAGAUGGGUGCUGUUGAAACAAGCUUUGAUGAAAUCCAAAACAUCUUUGACACCGGCGGGGCCAAGGGUUUGCCGGGGGAUUCAGUUGAAAGGAUCCCAAAGAUCAUAAUUACAAACAAUAACAAUGUAGAUGCUUCUGGAGAGGAGGUCUCUUGCUCAGUGUGCCUUCAGGACUUUCAGCUCGGAGAGACAGUUAGAUGCUUGCCUCAUUGCCAUCAUAUGUUUCACCUACCUUGCAUAGAUAGGUGGCUCCUUAGGCAUGGUUCCUGCCCCUUAUGCAGAAGGGAUCUGUGACAUUAUUUCUGUAAAUUACAAACUGAAGAAAAUUUUCUUUUAUUAUUUAUACACUUCUUAACUCUUAGGGCAUUUGUAUUUUGUUCACUUGGUUACAUUGUGUUGCUCUGGUAGUUGGAGCUCACCACUUGAUUUCCGAUCAUGUAAAAAAAAUUUGAGUUUAUGACAGUUCUCAUUGCAUCUUUUGAUAUGCAGUCA
This is a messenger RNA of Corylus avellana, 1162 nucleotides long. Its product is annotated as NEP1-interacting protein-like 1. The record is from RefSeq and is a predicted model, not a curated record. Lineage: Eukaryota; Viridiplantae; Streptophyta; Magnoliopsida; Fagales; Betulaceae.